Messenger RNA from Notothenia coriiceps (black rockcod), 3298 nucleotides. It is a transcript of the gene synj1, whose product is annotated as synaptojanin 1. Lineage: Eukaryota; Metazoa; Chordata; Actinopteri; Perciformes; Nototheniidae. The record is from RefSeq and is a predicted model, not a curated record. Bases 209 to 3283 code for a protein of 1024 amino acids. Gene Ontology annotation, molecular function: SH3 domain binding; phosphatidylinositol-4,5-bisphosphate 5-phosphatase activity; nucleic acid binding. The transcript has 23 exons. Gene Ontology annotation, biological process: phosphatidylinositol dephosphorylation; synaptic vesicle endocytosis.
UGGAACAUUUGUAAUUGACUUAAAUGCGCCCUUCGACUUUUUUACGGUACAGUUUCACUUGGUAUUACGGUAACGUGAGGUAGGCGUGCUUUGCGUCGGAAUGUACCAUUUUCGCCAAGACACCGGGAAGGAUUCUGUUGUGACAGCGUAAUAACAACCCGGCGGGGGUAGACGGUCAUAAAAUAAGUGUUUUCAUCUUGGAUCAACAAUGGCCUUCAGCAAAGGAUAUCGCAUUUACCACAAACUGGACCCACCCCCCUACAGUGUUAUAGUGGAAACUAGAGGCAAAGAAGAAUGCCUCAUGUUCGAAUCGGGGGCCGUUGCUGUUCUUUCUGCAGCAGAGAAGGAUGCCAUUAAAAACACAUACGCCAAGAUUGUUGAUGCCUAUGGCAUCCUGGGCGUCCUCCGCCUAAACCUGGGUGACUCCAUGCUCCACAGUCUGGUGGUUGUGACAGGAUGCAGCUCUGUGGGGAAGGUGCAGGAUUCUGAGGUUUUCAGGGUCACACAGACAGACUUUAUAUCGCUGAAGAAUGAUCCAGCGGAUGAGGACCGGAUUGCUGAAGUGCGAAAGGUCCUGAACUCAGGACACUUCUACUUUGCCUGGUCUGCCUCCGGAGUUAGCAUGGACCUGAGUCUAAGUGCACAUCGCAGGAUCCUAGAGGACACAACAGAUAACCGCUUCUUUUGGAACCAAUCUCUGCACCUGCACCUGAAACACUACGGAGUAAACUGCGACGACUGGCUGUUGAGGCUGAUGUGUGGCGGUGUGGAGAUCAGGACCAUCUACGCGGGGCACAAACAGGCCAAAGCGUGCAUCUUCUCCCGCCUCAGCUCAGAGCGAGCCGGCACCAGAUUCAACGUCCGAGGAGCCAAUGACGACGGACAGGUGGCCAACUUUGUGGAGACAGAACAGGUUAUUUUCCUGGAUGAAAAAGUAUCAUCCUUCAUACAGAUCCGUGGGUCCAUUCCUCUUUUCUGGGAACAGCCAGGAAUUCAGAAAAAGUCCAUAAAGGGUGUUUUGUUGCAACUGAAUGAGAAUCGGCAUCGUAAUGGAAUGGAUGAGAACCCCCACCUGGUCGGCUCUCAUCGUGUCAAACUGUCUAGAGGAUUUGAGGCAAAUGCGCCCGCAUUCGAAAGACACUUCACCACACUGCGAAGGUUGUAUGGUAAACAGGUGAUCAUCAACCUGCUUGGGAGUAAGGAAGGGGAACACAUGCUCAGCAAAGCUUUUCAGAGUCACCUGAAGGCAUCAGAGCAUGCAACAGCGGUGAAAAUGGUGAACUUCGACUACCAUCAAAAUGUGAAGGGGGGAAAGGCCGACAAACUGCACAGUGUCCUGAAACCCUACCUCAGCAAGUUCAUAGAGGAGUGUGGCUUCUUCUACUACUCUGGAGAGACGGGCAUUGCAAGAACUCAAGGUGGGACCCUGAGGACAAACUGCCUGGACUGUCUGGACAGAACCAACAGUGUUCAGGCUUUCUUCGCCCUUGAGAUGCUUCCAAAGCAGCUGGAGGAAAUGGGUCUGACAGAGAAACCCCAGCUGGUGGCCAGGUUCCAGGAGGUUUUUAGAACCAUGUGGUCUGCAAACGGCGACUCCGUCAGUAAGAUCUACGCGGGCACCGGUGCUCUGGAUGGCAAGGCCAAGGUUGGAAAGCUAAAAGAUGGCGCUCGUUCUGUGACGAGGACCAUCCAGAACAACUUCUUCGACAGCUCUAAGCAGGAGGCCAUAGACAUCCUGAGGCUGGGCUCCACACUCAACAGCGAUCUGGCGGACAAAGCUCGAGCCUUGCUCACCACUUCCAGUCUUUAUGUCACUGAGCCCAUCUUGCAAUCAGCCUCUCCAAGAGUACUGCUGGGAAUGUGUCAGAACUACCAUAAAUACACGAAGCCCAAGCAGAUCCGCGUGUGUGUCGGCACCUGGAAUGUUAACGGGGGUAAACAGUUUCGCAGCAUUGCUUUCCGAAACCAGACGCUCAACGACUGGCUGUUGGAUGCUCCAAAGAAAGCAGGCCAUCCUGAUUUCCAGGACAGCAAAGCCAACCCCCCAGAUAUCUUUGCCAUAGGCUUUGAGGAAAUGGUUGAACUGAAUGCUGGAAACAUUGUCAGUGCGAGCACUACAAACCAGAAACUCUGGGCAGCUGAGCUACAAAAAAACUUAUCACGGGACCACAAGUAUGUGUUGCUGGCUUCAGAGCAGCUGGUGGGAGUCUGUCUGUUUGUUUUCAUCCGCCCACAGCACGCACCCUACAUCAGGGAUGUUGCUGUGGAUACUGUAAAAACUGGGAUGGGCGGGGCUACAGGGAAUAAAGGAGGUGUGGCCAUCCGCAUGCUCUUCCACACCACCAGCAUCUGCGUCGUCUGCUCCCACUUUGCUGCUGGCCAGUCACAGGUCAAGGAGAGAAAUGACGACUACAAUGAGAUCACGCGCAGGCUGACUUUCCCCAUGGGUCGUCUGCUGUACUCGCAUGACUACGUUUUCUGGUGCGGAGACUUCAACUAUCGAAUCGGCCUGCCCAAUGAGGAAGUGAAAGAGCUCAUCAAACAGCAGAACUGGGAUGCCUUGACAGCUGGGGAUCAGUUGUUUGACCAGAAAAAUGCUGGUUUGGUUUUCCGUGGUUUUAUCGAGGGCAAGUUAGAUUUUGCUCCCACCUAUAAGUAUGACCUCUUCUCAGAAGACUAUGACACCAGUGAGAAGUGCCGCACACCGGCCUGGACCGACCGCAUUCUCUGGAAGAGGAGGAAGUGGAACUUUGACAAAACAGCUGAGGAGAUGAAUGUAGUAGGAGCCAGUACUCCGUCUGGGGAGAACGAGGACGAUCCGGACAACCCCUGGAACCCUGGGACGCUGAAGUUCUACAACAGGGCUGAACUUAAGACCUCAGACCACAGGCCCGUGGUGUCGAUCAUAGACGUGGACAUCCUGGAGGUGGACCCCGAGGCGCGGCACCAGGUCUACAAAGAGGUCAUCGCCCUGCAGGGGCCCCCAGACGGGACCAUCCUGGUGUCACUCUGCGCCUCCGGCCCCGACGAUUACUUCAGCGAUGAGCUCAUAGACGAGCUGCUGGAUAAGUUUACUAACUUUGGGGACGUCAUCCUCAUCAGGUUUGUGGAGGAGAAGAUGUGGGUGACUUUCCUGGAAGGUUACUCUGCUCUUGCUGCUCUUUCUCUCAGCGCUUCCACUGUAAGUCAUCACUGUGUAACGAUCAACUAUCAAAAAUUUGCUGUGUAUAGUCCCCACGGAAGUGUAUUUACUUCUGUCUACAUCCACACAUUCACAAAAUAAACAAAGACAGGUUUU